UUAACAAACAUCUGUGUUCAAGUUCAGUUCCUAAAACAUUUUUUUCUCCCUAGUCUUAUUUUCUCAUAUCUCAGAUUCUUCCUCUGUUCUCCCUCAACUCAAUUCCUGUUACAAACAAGAUGUGCUCACACCAGAGCUUAUCAGAAGCUCUUGAUAAGGAAGUGGUUUCUAAAGUUUCUGUUAAGAUAAGUAAGAGGCCUCGGAAAGUGGUGGUAGGUUGUCUCAACAGAGACGAGGAAAAUGCUGAAGAAUCAGAGUCCAUGAUGUGUCAUCAAUGUCAGCGAAACGAUAAUGGGGAGGUUGUGCGGUGUAAGAAUUGCUGCGAUAGGAAGCGUUAUUGCCACAAAUGCUUAGCAAAUUGGUACCCUCACAUCCCACAUGAAGACAUUGCCAAGAGAUGCCCCUUUUGCUGCAAUACUUGCAACUGCAGAGCAUGGUUGCGUCUAGAUACUAAAAUGGAAUUAAAUUCAGAUCUCAAGGUUAGCAAGGAUGAAGAAAUCCAGUGCUCUAAGUAUAUUCUGCGGAAGCUUCUCCCACAUCUGAAGGAAAUAAACGAUGAACAAGUUCUUGAGAAGGAAGCCGAGGCAAUGAUAUCAGGACUGGAGUUUGGAGAGGUGAAGCCUGAAGACAUUAAUUGUCACCCUGGCGAAAGACUGUCUUGUGAUAGCUGCAAGACUCCGAUCUUUGAUCUUCAUAGACAUUGCUCGAGCUGUGGUUCUGAUAUCUGCAUUGCAUGUUCCAUGGAGAUCCGAAAAGGAAAGCUUCAGGCUUGUCAGGAGGAUGUUUCUUGGAAUUAUAUUAACCGAGGGUUUGAUUAUCUACAUGGAGGAAAAGAAAAAAUUGAUAAACCUGCGGAUGAAAAGCUGAAUAUCGAAGACUGUGUGAAGUUCCCAUCUACUACGUGGAAAACAAAUGAAGCUGGGAUCAUUACUUGCUAUUGUGGUGACAGAGUUUUAGAGUUGAAAUGUGUACUUCCCGAUGAUUGGGUAUCAGAAUUGGUCAAAAAGGUAGAAGAAACUGUUGAAACCAACAACAAGCCUUUUGAUUUACCCGAAAUGGUCACGGAGCGAUGCCCUUGUUUUGACUCUGAAGGUCAUAUUGACAUGGACACCAACAGAAACGUGUUAAAGGCUGCAUGCCGACAAGGAUCAGAAGACAAUUAUCUAUAUUUUCCAAGUGUUCAUGAAGAUGAUCUGAAGCAUUUUCAGCAUCAUUGGGCAAAAGGAGAGCCUGUGGUUUUGAGGAAUGUGCUUGAGUCUACAGCUGGUUUAAGCUGGGAACCAAAUGUUAUGCAUCGUGCCUGCCGUCUGAUUAGAAGCACCAACCAUGAACCACUUCUGGACGUUAAUACUAUCGAUUGUCUGGACUGCUGUGAGGGAUCGAUUAAUCUUCAAGCAUUCUUUACCGGGUACAAAAAGGGCCGUUAUGACCGUGAGGAUUGGCCAAGUGUUGUGAAACUGAAAGAUUGGCCUCCAUCGAAGAGCUUCAAUGAAAACUUACCACGUCACUGUGAGGAGUUCUUAUGCAGUUUGCCUUUGAAGCAGUACACCCACCCGCGUAAUGGGCCUUUAAAUCUUGUCUUGAAGUUGCCUGAUGAGUGCUUAAAGCCAGACGUGGGACCAAAGACCUACUUUGCUUAUGGAUUUGCGCAAGAAAUGGGCCGUGGAGAUUCAGUCACCAAGCUCCACUGCGACAUGUCUGAUGUGGUUAGUACUCAUUUCUCUAAAGUGACCAUUAGAGAGGAUGAAAAGAAAUCCAAAAUGGAAAGAAUAAACAAACUGAAGAGGAAGCAUGCUGAGCAAGAUGUCAAGGAGCUAUUUUGCUCGGUACCUAACUACAAGGAAAAGAUGGAGAUUCUUGAAAACACAAGUGAAGAAGAAGUCAAUAACCUUGAAGCUGAUGAUGGAGGAGCUCUUUGGGGCAUUUUUCGUAGAGAAGAUGUUCCAAAAUUAGAGAAAUACCUUCUGAGUCAUCACAAAGAGUUCCGUCAUUUCUUCUGUUCCCCCGUGUCUAAGGUGGUUCAUCCAAUACAUGACCAGUCUUUCUAUCUGACGCGAUAUCAUAAAAUGAUUCUGAAAGAAGAAUACGGAAUUGAACCAUGGACGUUUGUUCAGAAGCUUGGAGAUGCUGUGUUAAUACCUGUAGGCUGCCCUCAUCAAGUCAGGAACUUGAAGUCUUGCACAAAGGUGGCGCUUGACUUUGUCACACCCGAAAAUAUCAGUGAGUGUUUCCGCUUAACAAAGGAGUAUCGUCUGCUACCCCCAAACCAUCAUUCGAAAGAGGACAAGUUGCAGAUAAAGAAGAUAGUAGUCUUUGCAGUCGAUAAGGCUCUCCAAGACUUGGAUCGAAAUGAACGGUCUAAGUCUCUAGAAGCCAAAGGCCCAAAGAGGAGAAAAACGCAAGGACGUUGACGACCAGACGGAAGCGUAAAAACUGACAGAUUACUAAUGGUGUUGAUGUGAGCAUGAAUACUCACUUGAAGACAGUUAAAAUGACCCUGAAUGGGAAGAACCCAGUAACACUCGAUCAUCUAAGCACGAGGGGUUACAAUAUCCGCUACUACAUUCUUCCUGAUAGCUUGAAUCUGGGGACUUUACUAGUGGAAGACACUCCUCGAGUUAAACCUAAAAAGCCUGUUGCUGGAAAGCCUGAUGAACGCGGUCGUGGCAGAGGUGGUUAAAUGCGUCGGUGCACUAGAUUGAAGGUAAGUGAAUUGAAUUUGUAGGAAGUGGGAGCCCUAAGGUAUCUAGGAGAAUUUUAUUGAAUUAUGAAUUUAGCAACUCUUGCAAAGAAAACAUCUGGUACAAUUGGUGCUCGUAAGGAAGUUACUAUGUAAUGUGAACUUAAUGGAUAAAGAAGAUUUAGCUUUUCAUUUCAUAA
This is a messenger RNA of Raphanus sativus (radish), 2880 nucleotides long. RefSeq names its product lysine-specific demethylase JMJ25. Gene Ontology annotation, biological process: regulation of transcription by RNA polymerase II. The record is from RefSeq and is a predicted model, not a curated record. Lineage: Eukaryota; Viridiplantae; Streptophyta; Magnoliopsida; Brassicales; Brassicaceae. Gene Ontology annotation, cellular component: chromatin; histone deacetylase complex. Gene Ontology annotation, molecular function: transcription coregulator activity; histone H3K9 demethylase activity; chromatin DNA binding.